Sphaeramia orbicularis (orbiculate cardinalfish) is the source of this 1665-nucleotide messenger RNA. Its product is annotated as C-factor. The record is from RefSeq and is a predicted model, not a curated record. Gene Ontology annotation, molecular function: oxidoreductase activity. NCBI's taxonomy places the organism in Eukaryota, Metazoa, Chordata, Actinopteri, Kurtiformes, Apogonidae. The transcript is spliced from 6 exons. Gene Ontology annotation, cellular component: cytoplasm. The coding region runs from base 446 to 1213 and encodes 255 amino acids.
CAGGGACCUAGAUCUGGGGUCGGUCAAACAAGCAUAACAAUCAAUUUCUAUGCUCCGUAAGUGGAAAAAGAUGUAAAAUUUUAUCUAAAUUAUGACCAUAAAGACAGUGCAUACUUUAGUGUUGAACAGGUCUGACAAGCCCUGCGACCAUGGGUUUUCAAUAAACUUAGAGCCAGGAUUGCACCAGUUUGGGUCUUAUUUCAUUUUUCGGCAGCGUGUACUCUUUCAUAUUUAAAUUUGAUACUACAGCCAAAAACAGCGGACAAACAUUUUGUAAAACGUUUAUUAUGCUACUAUUUAUUGCGAAGUCGGGAGAAACUUUUACAUUUACGCAUAACCGUGAACACAACUCCCAGUCUGUUACGUAGCUCGUCAGUCACGUGCACGUCGGCCUGUUAAAUUCCAUUCCGUGCGAACCCGUGCAAGUUUUAAUACUGGCCUGAAGAUGACCGGAGCAUGGACUAAGUGUAAAUCCGUGCUGGUAACGGGUUCAAGCAGAGGAAUAGGUCUGCAACUGGUGAAGGAACUGGCGGAAAGGAGCGACAGACCCGCGAGGAUCAUAGCGACGGCGCGCGACCCCGCGAGCUCCACGGCUCUUCAGGAGAUCUCCAAGGCCUAUCAAGGUGUUCACAUGGUCACACUAGAUGUGAACAGUCAGGAGAGCAUCAGCUCAGCCGUACAGGAAGUCCAGUCCAUCGUAGGGAGUGAAGGCCUCAGCUGUCUGAUCAACAACGCCGCCAUCAACAUCUCUACUGAUCUAAACACCGUCACCCCAGACGCCAUGAUGACGACGUUUCAGGUCAACAGCGUUUCACCGCUGUUUGUCACGAAGGCCUUCCUGCCUCUGCUGCAGACUUCUGCGUCUCAGUCCACAGGGAUGGGACUCCACAGAGCAGCCGUCAUCAACAUCUCCUCCAUCCUCGGUUCCAUCCAGGCCAACUGGGGCGAAACCGCUGCGUUUAAGGCCUACGCCUAUCGCACCUCCAAGGCGGCGCUGAACAUGUUGACCCGAUGUCUGGCUGUUGAUCUGGGGCCAAAGGGCAUCGUCUGCAUGUCUCUGCACCCGGGGUGGGUCAAGACUGACAUGGGAGGUCCCCUAGCUGAACUGACAGUGGAGGAGAGCGUCUCUGGGAUGUUGUCUGUCCUGUCCACUCUGUCAGAGGACGACAACGGAGGAUUCAAGGACUACCGCGGACACACGUUACCGUGGUAACACCUGGAUAUCUGCAGGCGGAGCUCCAUGAUUCACACCCUGUGGUUUAUUGUGGCUUUUAAUGAGUGACUCAUACAUUUAUAGAUGUGACUGUUACUGAUUUUUUUUCUAUCCUCAUCAACCUGAGACAAAGCAUGAGUCAAAAAUAGUCUUCUUAACUUCAGGUCAAUGCCAUGUACACGCCAGUGUGUCUGUCUGUAAAUAAUUGCAGGCGCUUUAGUUCACCCCAUGCAUUUGUGAUUUAUUCCAUUAAUUAUUCACUGUUAAGUCACUAAAGUGUGUCCAGUAUUGUUCUAUUAAACUCACAUGAUCCUUCUGCACAUGCUCAAUUCCAUCCAGGUCAAAACUGGAUGUUUCAGCAAAUAAUGAAACACAUCCAGGACAUGAUAUGAUGAAACUGACAAUUAUUUAGUUGGGUUAUUUUUUCUUGUUAAUAAAAGAAUGAAAUCAUU